This is a messenger RNA of Gossypium arboreum, 946 nucleotides long. Its product is annotated as 17.3 kDa class I heat shock protein-like. The transcript has a single exon. The coding region runs from base 256 to 735 and encodes 159 amino acids. Gene Ontology annotation, biological process: protein folding; protein complex oligomerization; response to heat. Lineage: Eukaryota; Viridiplantae; Streptophyta; Magnoliopsida; Malvales; Malvaceae. The record is from RefSeq and is a predicted model, not a curated record.
AACAAGUCCAGAUCAUUCAAGUUGAUUCUCAACCUUUCCUGAAUUAAGACAGGUUCGAGGUGUUAACCAAAACAAAUAAGACAAGUUCUUGAAAAUACGAGAUUCCUCUUCAGCAUCUUAUAAAUACCUCCCACCUAUCCCGUUUUGUAACAUCAAGAAAUUAGUAUCUGAUCGUCGAAACAGUCAGCAACCUUAACACUUACUAUUUCCGUCGUCUGAAGUUUUUCAUCAUCUUUGCUUCGUGGUACAGCAGAAAUGGCGAUGAUCCCAAGCUUCUUUGGUAACCGACGGAGCAGCGUCUUUGAUCCGUUCUCUCUAGAUGUUUGGGAUCCAUUCAAGGAUUUCCCUCUCUCUUCUCCUUCUUCAUCACUCUCCACGCGCUCUUCUGAAACCUCAGCUUUUGUCAACGCCCAAAUCGACUGGAAGGAGACCCCCGAAGCUCACGUCUUCAAGGCUGAUCUUCCUGGACUCAAGAAAGAAGAAGUGAAAGUGGAGAUUGAAGAUGACAGGGUACUUCAAAUCAGUGGACAGAGGAAUGUUGAGAAGGAAGACAAGAACGACACUUGGCACCGGGUUGAACGUAGCAGCGGCCAGUUUAUGAGGAGAUUUAGGCUGCCAGAGAAUGCCAAGAUGGAUCAGAUCAAGGCUUCCAUGGAAAAUGGGGUUCUUACUGUUACUGUUCCUAAGGUGGAAGUGAAGAAACCUGAUGUCAAAGCCAUUGAUAUUGCUGGUUAAACACUCGUGUUUGCAGGUUUUGUUGUCAAUUCUACGAACUGUUUAUAUAAUUUGUCUGUCUGCUUGUCUGCAACUUUGGGAAUCUUAAUGUGUGGUCUUAGCCUGACCAAGUGAUAAACGAGGUUUAGAUUUGUGUUUGUGCAUGAUUUUGGCUUGUAAUGCUACCAGGUUCUCAUGUACAAUGUGAAAAUGCUGGUAUCAUCAAUGUAAA